This is a messenger RNA of Styela clava, 1283 nucleotides long. Lineage: Eukaryota; Metazoa; Chordata; Ascidiacea; Stolidobranchia; Styelidae. The record is from RefSeq and is a predicted model, not a curated record.
UAAGUACGAUAAUCAUGAUUGUCUUCGCGAAAAAAUGAAACUUCUCUCUUUCAACUCCAACUUCCACAUAAAUAUACGCAUCGAUGCAUUCAUACACCAACAAAAUCACGUGACUUUUGGAGACAACCGAGCUGCGUUUGUCGCAUGCAUGUAUUCAUUAAUUCAAUCUUUUGAAACAAACCGGCGAGCCCGAAAAACGUAAAUUAUAGAAAAUGGAAAAGAUUCGACCACUCGCGCGUGCUUUUUAUCUUGGAACUGUGAGAUAUAAGAAGGCUUUGAAACUUCAACACAAUCUUGUCAAUUGGAACAAAGUUCAACCAGAAGUUGCAAGUCCUACUUUACUAUUAUUACAACACAACCCUGUGUAUACGAUAGGUUACAGAGACGAGCAAUACACAGAUGAAGAGCAAAAAUUACUGGAAAGUCUUGGAGCAGAUUUUGUGAAAACUGACAGAGGAGGUCUGAUAACAUUUCAUGGGCCAGGUCAGUUAGUUGUUUAUCCUGUGUUCAGUCAACUUCAGAUUGAAAUCGGUGUCAGAAAGUAUGUUUGGUUGCUUGAAGAAGUUAUCAUUAACCUUUGUAAAAAGUACAAUAUAGAAGGCAUUCGAUCUCCUCACACAGGAGUUUGGGUUGGUAAUGAUAAAAUAUGUGCAAUGGGUAUUAAUGCUCAGAAGAAAACAUUUUCACAUGGACUGGCAUUAAAUUGCAACACAGAUAUGUUAUGGUUUUCUCGGAUAGUUCCUUGUGGCAUCUUAGACAAAGGUGUGACAUCUCUAAGCUUGCAAACCGGUAGAGACGUCACAGUUGAGGAAGUCAUGCCUCAGUUUCUUACAGAAAUGUCAUCAGUAUUCGGAUGGGACAUUCUACCUUUACAACACUGUGAAUUAGACAAUAAUAAUAUUGACGACGAGACCUUAUUUCAACUAAUAACGAAUAAUGAAAAGAAUGAAACAUAUAUGGGUGUGAAAUCGUGAUACAAGCUCUGAUAUUGAAAUUACUCUUUGGUUUUUUGGUUCCUAUAUUAUUAUUACUUUGUUAAUUUUAUGCAUUUUGAAUAUAAGAAAAAUUUCAAACAUUAAAUCGCAUACCUUCUUUUGUUCAAGUCGCAUGCUACUGGUGAACUAUUAUAAAAAAUAAGCCAAAUGGGUGAUUUUCCUACACCCGCUAUUGGGGGUGGACACCCCUCCUAAUUUUGAGGUGCGAUACCACACUAUAAUUACUAAUUUAAGUAUAGUUUUAUUUAAAUAUAUAGAAUAUACUGAGCCAAAUAAAACAAAUUAGGA